GGUAUAGAAAAACAUACUAUGUUUAGAUCCUUACUUAGAGUACCUCGCGUAGGGGGAUUAACCUCAUUUGGUACUCGAUACUUAUCAUCUAUAAGUCAUGUUAGACCCAUGAUGCAAUUUGGUCAACAACCAUCAUUUAUAAUCCCUGCAAUUUUACAACAACAACCAUGUAUAAUAGCACCAGCGCAACCUAAGAUCGGAAAUUUGGUCAAGGAUUUGCAAGAAAAUGUUGAUGAAGAUACUAUGCAUGCUGAUUCAGUGAAGAGAAAAAGAAAGUUGAAGAUGAAAAAGCAUAAGUUGAGAAAGAGAAGAAGGUUACAAAGAUCAUUAAAGAAGAGGUUGGGUAAGUAAGGAAAUAGUGUGUGAGUUUCGUUCUUGAUACGAAUGGCCUAGUACUGAUCCAUCUGAAUAAAUGUGGUUUGAUUGGUAGAAACUGCUUUUUAUUCUUAUAGACGAUUCACUUUCAAGUUAUUCUUCAUGUUGGUUUUACAGCCAAUUCUGUACAUAUUAACAAUUAAUAAACAACUACAAAUCGUAACAUUCUAUUCACUCCUUUGUAUGAAACAUUAGUGCAUUGCUCGAGCAGCACAAUUCUUUACUCCAGGGCUAUUUCAGGCUAAAAUCCUGGUUUAUAAUUACAGGUAC
Spathaspora passalidarum NRRL Y-27907 is the source of this 645-nucleotide messenger RNA. RefSeq names its product mitochondrial 37S ribosomal mS38 domain-containing protein. The transcript has a single exon. Gene Ontology annotation, cellular component: mitochondrion. Lineage: Eukaryota; Fungi; Ascomycota; Pichiomycetes; Serinales; Debaryomycetaceae. The annotation marks the transcript as partial. The record is from RefSeq and is a predicted model, not a curated record. Gene Ontology annotation, biological process: mRNA processing.